AUGGUCAGAAAUUAUAAAAGAAAAACAGAUUUUGGAAGUACACCUCAACAUAUUUAUGACAAGGCAGUGAAAGAAGUGAUCGAUGGUGUCAUAACACUGCGACAAGCAGCUAAAAAAUAUGAUGUAAAUGUGAUGACCUUACAGCGAUACAAAACUAAAAUAACAGAUCCUAAUGUUAAAGAACCAGCUUCAAUUGGAUGGCGUAGUCACACGGUAUUCACGCACAAUCAAGAAGUUGAGUUGGCUCUUUAUACAAAACAGUCUUCAAGAAUAUAUUUUGGACUUACAGGAACAGAUCUCAAAAGUUUGGCUUUUCAAUUUGGAAAGGUAAAUAAUGUUAAAAUGCCUAGUAAUUGGUACAAUAAUUGUAGUGCUGGUGAAGAUUGGUUAUAUUCUUUUUUAAAACGAAACAAAGAUUUGUCGUUAAGAACACCUCAAGCAACAAGCUUAAGUAGAGCUACCAGCUUCAAUAGACACAAUGUUAAAACAUUUUUUGAAAAUUUAUGUAAAUUAUACGAUCGGUUUAAGUUUGAACCCCAUAAUAUUUUUAAUGUUGAUGAAACUGGAGUUACUACUGUACAUCGGCCAUCUAAAAUAAUAGCUGUAAAAGGUACAAAACAAGUUGGGGCUAUUACAUCAGGCGAAAGAGGAACACUUGUGACUGUAGCAUUAGCUGUCAGUGCUAUUGGAAAUACAGUGCCUCCAAUGUUCAUUUUUCCUCGAAAAAAAAUGAAACCUUGGUUCUUAACUAAUAGCCCAGUUGGGUCUAUAGGAAGUGCCAAUUCAUCAGGUUGGAUGACAGGAGAAGAUUUUUUAAUAUUUAUUAAACAUUUUUGUAAAAAUGUUAAGCCAUCCAUUGAUCAACCUACUCUUUUGCUCUUGGAUAAUCAUGUGUCUAAUUUGAAUAUUGAAGUACUUAAUUUUUGUAAAUUAAAUGGUAUUAUACUAUUAUCAUUUCCCCCACAUUGUUCACAUAAAUUGCAACCUUUAGACCGAUCUGUUUUUAGAUCUUUCAAAACAUUCACACAUAAAUUUAGUGAUUCAUGAAUGAGAAAUAAUCAUGGUAAACCAA
Molecule: messenger RNA, 1072 nt
Organism: Myzus persicae (green peach aphid)
Lineage: Eukaryota; Metazoa; Arthropoda; Insecta; Hemiptera; Aphididae
Exons: 2
Coding region: 1-1047 (348 amino acids)
Cellular component (GO): nucleus
Molecular function (GO): DNA binding
Source: RefSeq, a predicted model, not a curated record